Racocetra fulgida is the source of this 164-nucleotide messenger RNA. The record is from the annotation of a GenBank genome assembly. NCBI's taxonomy places the organism in Eukaryota, Fungi, Glomeromycota, Glomeromycetes, Diversisporales, Gigasporaceae.
CUGAUGUGAACAAUGUUGAUACAGAUGAAGCUAAUGCUGACGAAGCUGAUACAGACAAAGCUGAUGCAGAUGAAGCUAUUGCAGCUGAAGCUGAUACGGACGUAAUUGAGGAUGAAGCUACUGUGAACAAUGUUGAUGUGAACAAUGAAGCUGAUGUAGACAAA